This is a messenger RNA of Xyrauchen texanus (razorback sucker), 9381 nucleotides long. RefSeq names its product ring finger and CCCH-type domains 1a (gene rc3h1a). The record is from RefSeq and is a predicted model, not a curated record. NCBI's taxonomy places the organism in Eukaryota, Metazoa, Chordata, Actinopteri, Cypriniformes, Catostomidae. The coding region runs from base 476 to 3733 and encodes 1085 amino acids. The transcript is spliced from 20 exons. Gene Ontology annotation, molecular function: metal ion binding.
AGGAGGGCAUAAAGUCCCACAGAUUGCAUUGGAGGAGGGACUCAAUCCAAAUCUAGGGACUAGCAACUGCUUAGCAAUGCACUAAAAACCAGUCAAACCACCUUAGCAACCACAAAAGCAUUAAGAAACAUCCCAGCAUCGUGAUGGUGAAUUUUUGCAUUGACAAACAUUUUGUUCCAUCUGUGGUUCAGUCACUCCAAAGAAAGUUUCAUUACAGCAGCAGGCGAAACUCACUCUCGCCCUUCUUCUGCGAAAAUUGAGCUGAACCAAAUAUUGUUAUGUUUUUCACACUAUGUGCUGAACGCCCACAAUGCCAGAAAAUAAUUAAACAGUUUGAUCUUUGGAAGAGCAUUAUUAGUUCCAGUGGAACCUAUAGGACUUGCAAUAUCGUUUUACUCAAAACGAAUACAAAAACAAAUGCUGCAAUAAAAGAAGAUCUGUGGGACCAGUGCAUCACAGACUGUGCUUUGUUACAAUGCCUGUGCAAGCUCCGCAAUGGACCGAGUUUCUGUUGUGUCCCAUCUGCAUGCAAACCUUCGAGGAGAGCCACCGCAAGCCCAUCAGCCUGGGCUGCGGAGACACUGUGUGCAAAAUGUGCCUGAACAAACUGCAUCGCAAGGCCUGCCCGUUCGACCAGACCGCAAUCAACACGGAUAUCGAGCAACUGCCCGUCAACACAGCCCUUCUACAGCUUGUUAGUGGACAGGUUUCCACUCCUCAGCCUGUCACAUUACUGACAGCUGCAGAGGACAUCAAGCACUAUGAGGAGUCUCGCACAUGUGUGGAGGACCUGGCCCUCUAUCUCAAACCCCUCAGCAAUACCAGAGGUGCAGGGCUGAAUGAUGCCGCUCAGUGCAUGCUCAGCAGACCCAUGCAAAGGAAGCUGGUGACUCUGGUGCACUGCCAGCUGGUGGAGGAAGAGGGCCGCAUCAGGGCCAUGCGGGCGGCCCGAUCUCUGGGUGAACGUACAGUGACUGAGCUCAUCCUUCAGCAUCAAAACCCGCAGCAGCUCUCCUCCAACCUGUGGGCCGCCGUCAGGGCCAGGGGCUGCCAGUUUCUCGGCCCUGCCAUGCAGGAAGAGGCAUUGAAACUAGUCUUGCUUGCUCUGGAAGAUGGUUCUGCCCUCUCACGGAAGGUUCUGGUCCUGUUUGUGGUCCAAAGACUCGAACCCCGUUUCCCUCAGGCCUCAAAAACCAGCAUUGGACACGUGGUGCAGCUCCUCUACAGGGCUUCCUGCUUCAAGGUCACCAAACGUGACGAGGAUUCCUCCUUGAUGCAAUUGAAGGAGGAGUUUCGCACAUAUGAGGCUCUUCGGAGGGAACACGACUCUCAGAUCGUUCAGAUUGCUAUGGAGGGUGGGCUGCGAAUUGCCCCCGACCAGUGGUCCUCUCUACUGUAUGGGGACCAGUCCCACAAAUCCCACAUGCAGUCCAUUAUAGACAAGUUGCAGACACCAGCAUCGUUUGCUCAGAGCGUACAGGAACUCACCAUUGCCCUACAGAGAACUGGAGAUCCAGCCAAUCUCAACCGGCUCAGACCCCAUUUGGAACUGCUGGCCGAUAUUGACCCCAGCCCAGAUGCCCCUGCACCCACAUGGGAGCAGCUAGCCAAAGGGUUGGAAGCAGUGCAGACAGUGGUGCACGGCCUGGUGGAUUUCAUCCAGAACCACAGCAAGAAGGGAGGUGACCAGCAGCAGCCACCCCAGCACAGCAAAUUCAAGACCUACAUGUGCCGGGACAUGAAACAGAAAGGAGGCUGCCCUCGGGGAGCAAGUUGCACCUUUGCCCACUCUCAGGAAGAACUGGAAAAGUACCGUAAGAUGAAUAAACGUUUGGGAAUGCGUCAUCAACUCAGCCAGUCCCUGACGCACCUGAAUGAGAUGGACCUAGGUGCAGGUUUGUUGCUUGAGGAAGGCCUAUCCAUGGAGGUACUCUCAUGCAAGCCCACCCCCAUCACCAACGGCAUCCUACCAGCAGGCCCUGGAUCCACUCUGACCCACCUGGUUUCAAGAGGCUCAAAACCAUCUUUCGACCCAUCCCUCAAGACAGGAAAGAUGGACUCAGGGAGCCUUAGUGCACCCGGCUCUCCUCCAGAUUCAUUGGACCUUGUCCCAAAAACAGGGAUGCCCAUGAACUCCCACUCUAGGAUGGCAAGCGAUAGCGUAUACGGACAGAGGCACAUGUCUGCAGGGCCUAGAGUUCCCCACAUGUAUCCACCUCAUCAGUCUGAGCUUUACUACACGGAGACAAGAGCACCACCCCCGUCCGCCCAAUAUGAAUCCUCUCAGUAUGCUGCAGGUAAUCCUUACCCCCAUCACCAUGGCCACCAACGCUACAGCCGCCACCCCGUUCCACCUCCAGAGCCAGGCAUGCCACCAUAUCAGGACUCUUACACCAACUCCUAUACCUCAGAGCGCCAGUACGCCAACCCAUCCUCCAGUACCCAUUAUGGAUAUCCUUCACACCAUGAUGGUCGUCGUCACCCUGCUUACUCAGGCCACCCGCACUCACAAGCUUUUCCCCCACGAGAGGAGCUAGUAAGGAGGAGUCCAGCACCUCUGGAUGUCCCCCCACCCCUACAGCCCCAAAGUUCUGCUUCAUCAUACCUUCCAGAAUCAGCUCAGGAGAGAUACGACACAGAGAACUAUAACCAAUCUAGUCAGAUCAGGAAUUACCACAGGAAUGCCUACACUCGAGCACAGCCGUCCCUGGACUCCCUGCACCGCCGCAGACAAGAGAUCAUGGCCCAGCUGGAGGAGAGAACUGUUGUCUCGCCUCCAACUUUUGGGUCCUCAUCCUCCCUCUCGCACUUGUACAACCCCAACUACCCUCAGGAAAUGAGGGGACAAAGCCAUUACAUGGAGAAGAACUCCCAUGGUUUCGGACAUAUCCGGGAGACGGACUACACCGCUUCAUAUUCGCCUUGGUCAUGUGACACCUUUGGUUCCUACAUUGGAAGCAAGGAUAUGAAGUCCAAAGAAGGCAUAAACGUCAUUGAACAUAAUGCAGGUAAGGGUCUAAGAGCGCACGGCUUGGAGCUUCAACGCAGAGAUGUCAAAGAUGAUGACCCCAUCAUUCCCUUUGGCUCCCUGCCUACCGUGUCCCGCUUUGGAGCCAUCUCACGCACUUCUAAAUCGGGCUACCCGCCAGACAGUCCAAUGCCACCGUUGCCAAACUCUGCCAAACAUACAGCUUCUGCUGCGGACUACAACUAUGGGAACCACAGAGGGUUCAGCAGCGACUCCUACCAGCAGCACCAAACGUCUCAGGGACACUUCAGUGAACGUUUGUCCCCUGCUGUGCAGGCGAGGGAACAGCUGAGGAUGGAGCUCCAACAGGUCAACCAACAGAUCAGCCAACAGAGCCGUGGUCUAGAGAACUCAAGCUCUGUGAUGUCUCAGCCGUCUCGAGUGGACUGGUCCUCUCAGAGUUUAUCCAGUGAACAGCUGAGUCUUGAACUGGACCAGGUGGAGAGAGAGAUCGGCAUGAGGACACAUGGGAUGGCCAUGGAGAACCACGAUGGCAAGUACAAGCUAGUCUCAGUCGGAAACGGCCAAGAGGAACGCGCUCUGCAACGAGACGAGCAUCCACUGACUCGCAGUGAAAGGUCAAAUGGCUCCAUUGUCUUGCCACAUGACUGUGGUCUCAUCAGCAGCAGUAUGUCCUCAUUGACGAGCAAGACAUCCUCUCUCAGUUUGUCCUCGGAACAGGUGGAGAACGGAGUUCAUUCUUAGUCGACUCUUUCUACCUCAACUUCCAUUUCCACUAACACCAUCCCUCUCUAUGGAGCCCUGGGCACCAGUCAGCUCCCCUAUCCCAGGUUCACUCCUACAGGGUACUCUCAUCACCCCCCAAGCUUUGGUUAUGUAACACGCAACUCAUUUGCUUAAUUCUGUUUCAUUUGUUCUUGAGUGUUGUUCUGUUAAAUAGAUAAGGGCUAGAUGACCAUUUAACACUUGUCAGGCAAUUAUGGGUUGAGUCCAUUAGGAUUCACUGUGGAUGUGCCUAAACAGACUUGCACAAUCUUGCCCUCUGUUUACAACAGUACCUGCUGUUGAGUAUUUGAAUUUUGUUGCUCUGUGAAUCACUUUUUCCCUGAGCCAAGCCUUCUUCUAUUGCCUUCUCCUCAGUCUUAAGUAUUUGUCAGGCAACGUGUACAGUAAUUCGACAGGAAUAAUGUUUUAAUUGUCGUUAGGUAAGUGUACCAUUUUGGUUUUUGAAAGGAAAUUCGGUUUUUGAGUUUUUUGUCAUAUGCGCUACAUUUUUGGUAGUUGCUCUAUUGCUUAGUUUGCUUGGAGUCACGUUUACACUUAUUCUGUCACAUAGUUUACAGUGUUUAAAUCAAUAUAAGAAUAAUUUUUAAAGUAUGUACAGUAACUGCUGCAUAUUCAUCCAACAGUAACUAACCAGGCAUGGCACAAGUUUGCAUCUAUAAGCAAUUUUCAUCUAUAUUGAGGCCAAAGUAUACUAAGUUUUUCUGCAUGCCGCUACAUCUCAAAAACAGCGUACGGAAAGUAAACGUCGUCAUCGACACAGUAGAUAUUUGGACAGCCCUUGCGCACUUGACUGGUUUGUGAUACUCUUAACACAGUUGAUGCGCAUGCGUCGAACACAUCCGAAUGUUAUUGAUGUUUAAUGCACAGUAAUGUGGAGCGAGAUUUUGCACCAAUGAGAUUACACAGGAAACCUAGCACAACACCGCAGAAAUAGAAAAAUGUUGGUGUUUUGGACAAAAACUCAACCAAAAAGCUUUUAUCGUUUGUCGCUUUAUCGCGUUGUGCCAGGCUAGGGUAAAGUGUUACACUUUUUAUCAUGUGAUCAGUUUCAUCAUGAUGGGGGUCAAAACUAUACAGUAUAUAGUUGUUUUUUCCAUUGGGCUUCAUUUGUUCACCAGCUUUUGUUUACAGCGUGAUGUAAAUGUUCAUUGUAAUACUUAAUAGUAAUGCUCGUAAACCCAAGGGUUCACUAAAUGAACCUUAAUUCCGCUCGUGCCCACAAACCAUUUUCUGAUCUCAAUCGGGCCCUUAUAUUGUUUUCAGUGUAUUGCACUGUUCUCUCAACUGCCUGGAGACUUCGAUUGAGCUGGCGUUAAUAAUCUUCUGCUAUGAUGGAGAAUCAUUGCAAUUGUUCUCAGGGAUGCAAUAUAUUUUUUUUUUUUUUUUAAUGAAUUGAAAUACCAAUCCAGGUCACUCUUUCUGUGCAUGGAGCAAAUAUAAAGAGAGAGAUGGAUGUGGAGUCUGUGGUUGGUUGGGAGGAACUCAAACUUAAACGCUUUUUGUACCCCACUUAAAGUUUUUGUUUUUAUAUUGUGGGUAUAGUUGCAUUUUUCAUCCUGUGGAUGAAAAGAAAAACCAUUAUGACUACACACAAACAUACAUUCUGUUUUAAGAAUGCCGAUGUAAUAUAUCAAACUUCACUUUGUCAGUGGAAUAACAAUCUUCAAAACAAGCAUAAAUUCCAAAAUCUGGAAGCCUGGUGAUUUAUUCGUAAAUGUUUGAACAUUUCUUAUGCACUGUUUCUUAAAGGUAACUCAUUUCUGAAUGAUGUGGCAUAUUGAUAUUCAGUCCAAAAAAGACUUUGAUCCUCUUAAAACCGCCACAAAACUCCUCUAUUCUCAGUUCUAUUUAACUUCUUUGAAGUGUUUUAUUGGGCUGGUUUGAUCGAAUCACAGGCAGUAUGAGCGACCAGUUCUCCUCACUUUCAUUCAUAUACUGGCUGUGGAGGGGGAAUGGCUCCUGGGUGAAUUGUUUCACUGAACAUUGAAGUCUUGUGACAGGUCUAAAAUCUUUAAGAUAAAGGACAGGAUGUUUGACUGUUUGGACUGGAAAUAGUUGGACGUCUUAUCUUCAAAACAGCCAAACCACUAAGCGAGGUCAGAAUAUUUCCCCACUAGUAUGUUAUUUGGGUUCUGUUUUGCGCCAACUCAGCAAAAAUUGAGCUUUCUCAUUACAUGGAUGUCCGUGAGCUCUGUACUCCACCACCGGCCAGUUCUCCAUCUGUAUUUUCAUAAUGAAAGAGCUUUCUGAAGUUACUCCAGUUUAUUUAAGGAAGUUUGCCCAAGGCUAAAAUAUUUAGCUUUGUUUUUAUUUUUUUUAUAGUGUGCAUCACAGACAGACAGAAAUAUAGGUUAUACAUGGUGUGUUGUUGGGUGUGAAAUAUUGAUGAUGUUGUUUAAUGAUAAAGUUGAACACAUACCCUUUAGCUGUUAAUCUUUGUUGAACAAAAUCAAGCAUUUGUCCGUAAUUAAGUAUAUAAUCACAUGUAAAGUGAACAAUCAGGUUGGAAGUAUUAUGAACGGCACUCAUUUGGUUAAAAUGAGCAUUAAUCAAAAUUUAACUCAACACAUAUUUAAUAGAUGAACAGGCAAAGGGUAGGAAAUGUGUAGAAUUUUGUGAAUGGCAGGCUCAAAUACUACGGGUACAAAUUUUUGUAUGCAAUGGCAUUAAAACACGACUGUAAAUCCAUCAGUAAAAUUAUUCAAAAUAUAAACUAUUCGCUGUAAAUCUCAAACUUACAUUCUUCCACGCAGAUCACUUCCUUAGUGGUGAGAUCUCAUCACUUGAUACAAAACACUGUCAAUUUGGAGUGUAUUAAAAAUGUUUCUGCAAGUAUGAAAUGGUCUCACAAGACAUCCUACAGAUUCUUUAAAAGCACAUAUUUUGGUGGAACGUCUCUUAAGUUGGAGUUGAUUGCUAUUGUUUUAUUUUCGUUGUUUAGUUAUCUUUUUGAUAGUGUUACUAUGGCUUCGGUCUGAGCUUUAGACAUUUAAGCAAUCGUCAAAAUUGGAAGAUUACAACUUAACAAUUUCGAUUUCAAUUUGGUUUUGAUAAUUGUUGAUCUGUGAUUCACAAUGUAGACUUUAAUGAAAAUUAGUUAAAAAGAAAAGGCGAAAAGCCGGAAGCUUUGUUUCUGUGGAGCCAAUCUACUGAUUAUGGAGGACUAUCUUGUUCCUGUUUUAUAACAUCUACAUUCUCUGUUUUAUUUUAAAAGAAAACCUUUGGUUGGUUUAAGUAUAUUUGGGUGUAAACGCCUUUGCCCUGUUGCCUACUCUUUCUUCUGGACUGUAAUUUUUGUUCGACCACAGUUUCAACACUUCAAGACUGUGCCUUUUAUACAAAUCUGCAAAUAUUAAUGUGUUGGGUGUGUAGAUGUAGCCAAACCAUCUUUAUUAUAUUCAAUAAUAAUCAGAUCUUCUCAGUCUUCUAAGUCAGCAUUUAUAUUAAAUGAUCUUUUCAAAUCUGCAGGCUUUCAGGCCACCAACUGAGUACUGCCUAUCCUUUCUGAGAUAAAGGAAAUUAUUGCCAGGUCAUUUGAUUGUUUUGUUUUUUUUGUAGCCAUUUUGUGUAUCUUUAUACAAGCGAACUUGAGUAUUUAAGCGUGUUUCAUGGAGUGAUGGUGAUUGUUCCAUCUUUUUGGUGUUAAGGUUUGGAAUGGAUCAGGAAAACGAGGACAGUCUAUUUAUUUGUGUAUUUUGUCAUAGUUUGUGUUGUUUAUUGAAAGAGGGAGUACCAUGGCUUAUUUCAUGAUUCAUAAUGUUAUCGAAAGUGAGGAUACAUUUUCAUACAAGCGUAGACAGUUCCUUUGUACUGAAGCAAGACUGUUUUUUCCAAUGACUGUUUCCUUGAAUGAAUCGCAGAUAUGAACUACUCUCUCAAAGAAGGGCUUGAUUUACUGUGGUGUUGAAAUGAUGUACUUGAUGUCAGCCAUUUGAAAAUGUACAAAGAAGUUUAACCUAUUGUUGUUUACAUGAUCUCCCAAUGAGCCAAUUGGGAUCACCUUCGAUUUAAAAAGGGAACCAAAAUGAGUGAAACUUGUCAAGGUGAUGUCUAGGUUAUAUUUCAACCCCCUCUCAUUACUGUAAUUAAAAAAAUAUUUUACAUUUACCGUAAUGCAAAAAUCGAAUUAUCAUUACCAUAACGCAAAAAUCGUAUUAUCAUUACUGUAACACAAACAUGUUAUUCUCGUUAUCGUAAAGUAAAAAUCGAAUUUUCAUUACUGUAAUGCAGAGCAAAAAUCUCCACUUUACCGUAACGCAAAAAUGUAAUUCUUAUUACUGAAUGCAAAAAUCUAAUUCAUUUCCGCAAUGCAAAAAAUAUCUGUCAAUACUGUAAUGCAAAAAUCUCAUUGUCAUUGCCUUAUUGCAAAAAUUACAUUCUUAUUACGGUGUGAAAGAAAUUCAAUUAAAGAGAGAACAAAUGCGUCCGGACAGGAUUUUCGUUACUGCAUUCUGGUAUCAAUAAUAAAAUGUCAUAUUACAUUAAUGAGAAUUGGAAGACAAUGUGCUAUUAUAUAAUUAAAUUAUGCUUUAAGUGAAAACUUUAUGGAAAAUAUUAUUUGGAAUUAAAUAUGAUCUGGACAUUUUUCUGUGGGAUCCACCCACCCAGUGCUGACUUUUUAAUUAAAAACAACGUAUGUCUUUUUUAUGAUCAGCGUCCAAUGAAAAGCCUCCGUGUUCGUUGGAACUCCUGUGAGUAUAAAAAUGAGUGAUUGUUGAAUGCGUUCAGGGUCUCUUAAAAUGAGAAUGUAGUGCUAUCUAGUGUAACAUGUCGUAAAACUGCAAAGAUUUAUAUAUGAGGAAAUAGGAAUGGUUGAAAUUUGAAUUUUGACACUUAGUGCCUGAAACACCCAAGAUUGCAGUGUUUUCCCACACUGAUAAAUGAUUAAUGGUACAGAACGUUCCCUGGUCUUGAAGGAAAAUGAUACAUUGCACACACAUACGUAGGAGGGCAUUUCAGUAGUAUAUUGAGAAGUCACAAUGUUACUUGGAAAGCAUAAGGGUUGUGCACAUAAAUACAGGCUUUAGUGUUUUAGCUUAUAGCUGCAGGAUGUAGUUUUGAACUGAGUGAUUGUGUUUGUUCUGAUGUGUCCGAAGGCAGUGCUGUCCACCUCAUUUCUGUCUAUUUGUUCCAACAUACUCAUUGCUUGCACUCAUGUAUUGACUUUUUUGUGAGAUGGGGAGUUUCGUGGUCUUUUUUUACCAUGAUUCAUAACAUUGGGAAAUAUAAUUGCUUUUGAUGAUUUCUCCCAUAUUAUCUCAUAUUAGACUGCUUAAAUUAAGGUACACUUUAACUUCUACAUGAAUAAGAAAAUAAAUGUUUGUAUAUUAUACUCCAUUAAGGAAUGUUUAGAAUUAUAUUUCUCCAAUGUGGAUGUAGUUGUAAUACCUUUUUAUUUUCUUCUUUGUACAAGAUUUCACUGUGUGAAAUUUUGGAUUGCAUUUUUGUUUAAUACAACUCCUUUUCUUCUUUGAGAGGGCAAGUGGGUAUUGCCAACUGGAUUUUUCUUUUUUUUUUAGAUAUUGAAACACUUGAAAUUAUUUAAUAAGAAAUGUAUUUUAUGUGCAACGGUGAUUCUGGCAUGAAUUAUGAAUAAAUGAUAUUGU